Messenger RNA from Lachancea nothofagi CBS 11611, 1026 nucleotides. The record is from the annotation of a GenBank genome assembly. Lineage: Eukaryota; Fungi; Ascomycota; Saccharomycetes; Saccharomycetales; Saccharomycetaceae.
AUGUCCGUGUUGGUUACAGGCUGCACUGGUUUCAUUGCACAGCACAUUGUGCACGAUUUGCUGGAACAAAACUACAAAGUGAUUGGAACGGUGAGGUCCGAAGAGAAAGGCGACAAGCUUAAAAGCCAAUUCCACAACAACCCUUUGCUGGUGACGGAAGUGGUCAAGGACAUUGCAGUGUCUCACGCGUUCGAUGCGCUGUUUGAGAAGCACGGGAAAGAGAUAAAGGUAGUGUUGCACACUGCUUCUCCAUUUCACUUUAAAACCACCGAAUACGAGAAAGACUUGCUGAUUCCAGCUAUUCAUGGUACCAAGAGCGUUUUGGAAUCGAUCAAGAAGUACGGUGCGCAAACGGUUGAGCGUGUGGUGAUCACUUCGUCGAUCGCUGCGGUAAAGGACACCAGCAAAUUUGCGGAAAAGGACUUCGUUUACACAGAGGACAGCUGGAACCCUGUGACUUGGGAGGGGAGCCAGAUCAAUCCCCAAGAUGCGUACCGUGGGUCAAAAAAAUUCGCCGAAAAGGCCGCCUGGGAUUUUCUGGACGAGAACAAGAAUACCGUCAAGUUCAAGAUGACCACCGUCAACCCGGCGUUGAUCUUUGGUCCACAAACCUUUGCUGCAAACAUCACCGAGUCGCUGAACACUUCCGCGGAGGUCAUAAAUGCGUUUUUGCACUCGGGGCCAGAAACAGAUGUGAGUGGUUUGAAAAACGAUUUCGUAGACGUGCGCGACGUUUCGAGAGCCCACUUGUUGGCGUUCCAGAAGGACGAGGCUAUUGGCCAGAGACUGGGCCUGUCGUCAGGUCAGUUCAACGCCAAGGACCUGGCUGACAUCUUGAAUAGGAAGUUCCCACAGCUGCAAGGGACGCUUCCCAAGUGUGCUGGCGAAGGUGCUUACCAGACCAAUCCGUAUGCCAGAUUCGACAUUUCUAAAACCAAGAAAAUACUUGGGUUCGAGCUAAAGACCUUGGAGGAGACUGUUUGUGACACUGCUGCCCAGAUCCUGAAAGCCGAAGGCAAAUUAUGA